CGUCCUGGCGAUGAACCCGAAGCUAGUCCAGCUCGAGGAGCCAGCCGCCUCCUUUUUUGUCUUCUCCCACCGCGGCGGAGCUCCGCGAGGAGAGGUUUGCCGCCGCCGCUGCAUCCGGUCCGUCCCCUCCCGCUCCCGCUCCCCACUCUCGUUCGCACCGGAGCGCAGCAUGGAGGUCUCGGCUAGGCUCGGCCCGCCACGCGCCUCGCCGGCGCCGCGCCGCGGCCGCGGAUCCCUGCCACUGCCAAUGGGGUUCGCCUCGGCCCGGCCCGCCUCUCGCGCGAUUUCCGCCAAGAUUAGAACAGGUGCAAUUCAUGACCUGCAAAGAAACAAGAGUAACCUCGAAUCAUUAUUCUGCUACGACAAAUCUGCUCCGGAGGAGGAUAUUGGAACCCCAGCUGGUUUAGAUUUGGAAAAGAAGAACGUUGGGAAGAAUCCUCCUUGCAUAAGCUGUGAAACCAAAGGCGCAGUGUUAUGUGCAACCUGUGUUGGUUCAGGCUUGUAUGUCGACUCCAUAUUAGAAAGCCAGGGAAUCAUCGUAAAAGUCAGAUGUCUAGGGUGUGGAGGCACUGGGAACAUUAUGUGCUCAAAGUGCGGAGGCCGUGGACACACAUGAAUCGUGGCAGUUUGGGUCUCAAAAGCAACGCAACACAGUUCACGUAGCAUCUUCUAAGGCUACUUCGGUAGGCAAUUCUGUUCAUGUAGAGAAGCAAAGAUACUUCAUAGUUGAUUUUCACAUAAAAUGGUGCACGGACAAUUUCCUUGUUUCAAUGGAUCUAAUGCUGAGUCGCCAGCUGUAAUGACUUCUGUGAGAGCACCCUUCACAAUGCCAAUGCUGCUGAAGGCUGAAGUGUUUCAUCUGCAGCCUGUUGGUGUGAUUUUCGACAUAUCAGAUGCACCAAUUCUACCGUUGUAGUACAGACACUACAAGCUCCAUUUCUCUUGAAGUACUCUCUCCGUCCCAAAAUAAAUCAAUCUUUUACUUUU
Molecule: messenger RNA, 987 nt
Organism: Oryza brachyantha (malo sina)
Lineage: Eukaryota; Viridiplantae; Streptophyta; Magnoliopsida; Poales; Poaceae
Exons: 3
Coding region: 11-616 (201 amino acids)
Source: RefSeq, a predicted model, not a curated record